UUCGAAAGCUGUGAGUUCACUGCUGCCCCGUCCGGCAGUGUUGCUCCAGCCGUAUAAGAGGUGCGUUUCGUCCAAGCUAACGAGCAUAGGUAACGAAGUUUGCCCCCAGUGAAGCACCAUGUCUCCCGCUCGCUUCGGAGCCUCCGUCCUCCUCCUCCUCUUCUGUUCCGUCACGAGGCCGGUGUUGGGAUCCCCUGUUUCAGAUUGGAAGGCAAACGAACGUCAGAGUCGGCAGAGCUACUGCGGUGGGGUUGCUCAAAUGUCUGUCGGGCACGUCCUGACAUUUUCGUCUCCCAACUACCCGAAUGCUUACCCCUAUGGGCUGAGGUGUGUUUGGAGGGCUUCAUCGCCACCCGGUACUGUUAUCAAAAUGGUCUGCAAUCACUUUAAUGUAUUGCCUUCUCAAAACUGCGCCUACGACGCCUUCCUUUUCUCCAGCACGGGCGACACCACCUGGAAUUCGGCCCGUUAUUACUGCGGGUUGGGUCGGCUGGAAGGGAACACGACUGGAAACCAAUUUGCAGCUGGAUUUUAUACAAAUUCGUACCCGAACUACUACUACACUGGUUUCACAUGUACGCUGACUGUCGUUGCAACGAACACGACAACAGCGCCAGUCACUCCUAACCCUGCCCCAACGACUACCCGAAAACCAGUGACCAAUCCCCCUGUAACCAGCGACUGCCCCUGCGGCUUGAAGGGCGGGAGCAGGAUCGUCGGGGGCCAGGAGGCAGUUGUGAACGAGUGGCCCUGGCAGGUCGGACUUCGCUAUCUGCGGACAAACGACCUGUUUUGCGGAGGUGCGCUAAUCAACCAGCAAUGGCUGGUGACGGCGGCUCACUGCGCCGAACCAUUCAAAGUCGGGGACAUCUCGGCGGUCUUGGGCGAACACAACCAGUACCAGAAUUCGGACACCCCCUACGAAGAUGAGAUCACGAUCGACAGGAUCAUCAUGCACGAGAAUUACGACCCAAACACAGUCGAUAACGACAUCGCCCUGAUGCGCCUCAGCGUCCCCGUUACUUUCAACGGCGGCGUCAAACCCAUCUGCCUUCCGUUCAAAUACGCCACCAAGAACUUCACGGGCACGACGGGCACCGUCACAGGUUGGGGCCAGAAGGUUUUCAACGGAAAUGUCAGCGCCGUCCUGAUGGAGGUGAGUCUACCGAUUCUGACCACUUCUGAAUGUCUGAAAUAUCCUAUCAUCAAAGACAGCAUCACCGACAACAUGAUCUGCACCUACCAGCAAGGCUUGGACGCUUGCAAAGGCGACUCCGGAGGACCCCUCGUUUGGGGUGACCAGGGUCGACAGUAUCUGGUUGGAAUCGUCUCCUUCGGGAAGGGCUGUGGCGACAAGGACGCUCCCGGCGUCUACACGAAGGUGACCAAAUAUCUCCAGUGGAUAGAAAGCAAGAUUUCGGGUAGCCUGUGUUCGCCGAAUUAGGACUCAUCAUGCAAGUGAUAUCGUCAGUGAUUUUGCUUCUUGAGUUCCAUCAUUUAAAAUCUGUCAAGAGAAAUCGGGAACGAAGAAAUUCCGUAUCAGAUAAUCAUUUCAAGUUGAAGCUGUGUUUAUGAAUGAGUGUCUAUGGGAGGGUUAUAGAAACUUCAUUACAAA
Macrobrachium nipponense is the source of this 1615-nucleotide messenger RNA. RefSeq names its product chymotrypsinogen A-like. The transcript has a single exon. Gene Ontology annotation, biological process: proteolysis. The record is from RefSeq and is a predicted model, not a curated record. The coding region runs from base 119 to 1444 and encodes 441 amino acids. Gene Ontology annotation, molecular function: serine-type endopeptidase activity. Lineage: Eukaryota; Metazoa; Arthropoda; Malacostraca; Decapoda; Palaemonidae.